Annulohypoxylon maeteangense is the source of this 811-nucleotide messenger RNA. Its product is annotated as DUF788-domain-containing protein. Gene Ontology annotation, biological process: vacuolar protein processing. The record is from RefSeq and is a predicted model, not a curated record. The transcript has a single exon. NCBI's taxonomy places the organism in Eukaryota, Fungi, Ascomycota, Sordariomycetes, Xylariales, Hypoxylaceae. The coding region runs from base 200 to 685 and encodes 161 amino acids. Gene Ontology annotation, cellular component: intracellular membrane-bounded organelle.
CCAGCCUUAUCCAUAAGCCACACAGGCCACAGUAUACAUAGUAGUUUUUAAACAGACCACCUGCUUCAUCUCAAUGAACUUACCUCAUUACCUCACAAUUCAUACUAUAUCGCCAUAUUACUCUCAAUAAUCCAUCAUUUCGCCAUAUCGAACUGAAUUAUGAUAUAACUUACUAUAAGAAACACAGGUCUAUCUCAACAUGGCACAGAAGGCACGCAAGGACAGAGCGAAAGCUAACGCAGCUGCUCUUACAAAUCUUCACACCGGCACUCUCAUCGUUAAUACGCUAUUUUUCUUGUUCACCUUUCUGAUCAAGAAACGAUCUAUACUACUUUACGUCAUUCUAUCGAUCCCAAGCUUCAUCUGCGAAUACAUCUUGGAGUCAUCAGGUCGGCCUAAAUAUAAUCCGUCUACAAAUGCGAUGCAAAAUGCCGGUGAAGACUUAUCUGCCCCUGGACUUACAGAAUACAUGUUUGAUGUUAUUUGGAUGACUUGGGCGUCCGUGGUACUUGUCAUACUAUUCGGAAACUGGGGGUGGCUUCUCUGGUCCGUUGUGCCUGCGUAUGGAAUUUUUAAAGGAUACAGUCUCCUUGGAGCAGCUCGUGGGAUGGCAGGUAUGCAGGGACAACAGCCGGAUAAUGCUGCGCCAGUAGCAGGAAACAGGAAGCAACGACGAGCAGCUUAAUAUGGCAUUAUAUCGCAACAAUACCAACCCACAUUUCACCACGAGGAAACUCCUACAACGUUUCAGUCUAUGGUCACGUUGUGUCUACCUAUACCUAUGUCACUAUAACCUAGUUCGGCAAUCUGU